AUGAACGAAAACCAAGCGGUCCAAUACCUGGAGUCGUUAAUCGGCCAAACUUUACGAAUCCACGCAAGUGACACACGUAUCUUCGUGGGAAGCUUCAAAUGUACAGAUGCGGCUCGAAACAUCAUCCUCGGAGGUACAUACGAGUAUCGCUAUCCUACGCCGUCGGCGGUUCGUGACGCAGCGGCUGACGCAGCGAAAGACCCCGAGUCGUCGGCGGGUGCGCCGCCAACCAACGUCCAGGUGAACAUGACGAGUCGCUUUAUUGGUCUGGUGGUGAUUCCCGGCCAGCAUAUCACGAAAAUCGAACUGGAAGAGACCCCACAACAGGCCCGGGUGCGCGACGCGCUGCGGAAAUCAUAA
Messenger RNA from Aspergillus terreus NIH2624, 360 nucleotides. Its product is annotated as LSM domain-containing protein. The transcript has 2 exons. Lineage: Eukaryota; Fungi; Ascomycota; Eurotiomycetes; Eurotiales; Aspergillaceae. The record is from RefSeq and is a predicted model, not a curated record. The coding region runs from base 1 to 360 and encodes 119 amino acids. Gene Ontology annotation, cellular component: NatC complex.